GAGCACCACCCACUCAUACAGUUAUCCAUUCCCUUCAUAGUUCGCAGUUAGCAGUGCAGUGGGUUUGUUUGUUUGGUUAGCGCUUUCCGUCAAUCAAAAUCCGUUGUUUCGUUGCGAAUGGCGUUACCGGUGGUGGUCGACGCAGAGUACCUCAAGGAGGUCGACAAGGCUCGACGCGAUCUCCGCGCACUCAUCGCCGGCAGAAACUGCGCUCCUCUCAUGCUUCGCUUAGCCUGGCACGAUGCCGGCACUUACGAUGCCAAGACCAAGACCGGUGGACCUAACGGUUCCAUCAGGAGCGAGGAAGAGUAUUCUCAUGGCGCCAACAAUGGCCUGAAGAAGGCUAUUGAUUUCUGUGAGGAAGUGAAGGCAAAACAUCCUAAGAUUACAUAUGCAGACCUUUACCAGCUUGCGGGUGUCGUCGCAGUUGAGGUUACUGGGGGUCCCACAAUUGACUUUGUUCCCGGUAGAAGGGAUUCAAAAAUAUCUCCCAAAGAAGGGCGGCUUCCUGAUGCUAAACAAGGUGUUUCACAUCUCCGUGAUAUCUUUUAUCGAAUGGGCUUGACUGACAAAGAUAUUGUUGCACUCUCUGGGGGACAUACGCUGGGAAGAGCGCAUCCAGAGAGAUCAGGGUUUGAUGGCCCUUGGACAGAGGACCCUCUGAAGUUUGAUAACUCAUACUUUGUGGAACUUUUAAGAGAAGAUGCUGCUGGGCUGCUGCUUAAACUUCCAACAGACAAGGCUUUAAUGGAGGAUUCUGAAUUUCGCCGUUAUGUUGAGCUAUAUGCGAAGGACGAGGAUGCAUUUUUUCGAGAUUAUGCUAUAUCGCAUAAGAAACUUUCAGAGCUAGGUUUUGUGCCAAGUUCAAAGGUGAUUUCCCCUAAGGACGGAACCAUACUGGCACAAGGUGCUGUCGGAGUUGUAGUUACUGCUGCAGUGGUGAUCCUCAGCUACUUGUAUGAAAUUCGCAAAAGAGGGAAGUAGACUUGGAUUUGCUCAUCUCUUUUGGAUGGAACAUUUGUGUGACCCAUAACGAGCUGUAUUGGGUUCAUUUUUGCUUCUUCAGUUUCUGUCUUCUUAGAACCAUUAAGAAUAAUACUACAGCCAUUGUGACUUGAAUGAAUAGACUAAAAAUACAACUGAACACUCGGUUUAAGAGCAGCAUAAUUAUAGGUAAUACAAAUUUCAACAUUCCCAGUUUCAUGGUUCUGUGAAAGAAUAGAAAAGAAUUGUAGACAUGCUAAAGGAGACUAAUUUACUCUUUUUGUUAUGGUCGAGGAAACCAGAAUUAUGAAAACCUUUGAAUUUUCUGGAAAAGUUACCGUGCGAUGGAGGUUCCAUGAUGCCUUCAUGCCUUUCAUUACAAGAUUCAAAUUCUCUUUAAUUUGUGUGGAAGCAUUACUUUCAGUUUUAUAUUUGCUUAAGCUAAAUUAAUUUAAUUUACUUGAGCUAAAAUUAUGUAAAAAGUUAGAACUUUAUCUUCUUCUUUAAAUUAUGACAUUUUG
Molecule: messenger RNA, 1505 nt
Organism: Abrus precatorius (Indian licorice)
Lineage: Eukaryota; Viridiplantae; Streptophyta; Magnoliopsida; Fabales; Fabaceae
Product: L-ascorbate peroxidase 3
Exons: 9
Coding region: 118-984 (288 amino acids)
Biological process (GO): cellular response to oxidative stress; response to reactive oxygen species; hydrogen peroxide catabolic process
Molecular function (GO): heme binding; peroxidase activity
Source: RefSeq, a predicted model, not a curated record